Messenger RNA from Diabrotica balteata, 2749 nucleotides. The record is from the annotation of a GenBank genome assembly. NCBI's taxonomy places the organism in Eukaryota, Metazoa, Arthropoda, Insecta, Coleoptera, Chrysomelidae.
GACGUUUAGAAAGCAAAUGUCAAACGACGAUGAUUUAUAUUAUCUUCUUAACAUUAGUUCUAUUUUUCUUUUCAGUCGAUUCAAAUUGUCCUAGGACUCCGUUAUCGAUAAAACGAUACGACCAAGCCGAUUUGCUUCAAGAGGACGAAGACAGAAGGGAAAUAUUGAAAGACAUCAAAACGAUUUUUGCCCCCGAAUAUCGAGUUUAUACCAAUGAUUCAAUAUGCAGUACGGUUACAAAAAGGAAGCGAACCAGCAAUUAUUGCAGAGACGAUCUUUUUAAAGAGUACGAUCCACGAAGAGACUUCUUCUCUAAAAGUUCUCGAAAGGGAUUCUGCGAGGAAAAUUAUUUAUAUAGAUCUCGGUCCAAGAAACAACUACAGGAAGAUGACGAUAUGUAUAGUGAAUUAUCUUCUAACUAUACUUUAUUGCAUAGAGAAGAUCCCAACGAGGAGAACUUUUAUUUAAGCAAAAAUAAUAUUGCCGUUGAUUCUAUACAUAAUUUAGUAACAGGCGAGUUAUUGAAUGUGAAAAAUGCAACUAUACAAACUGAGACCAAAGAAAACAAACAUUUGAAAGAAGAUAGUGAUGUUAACGAAGAAGAAAUAAGGAAUGAAAUAUGGCCAAUAUGGUACUCAAAUUUAAGUACAACAGAGAUAAGAGCACUACAAAGCAAAAUCAUGAAAAAAUUCAUGAACCCACAAGUUGACCCAUGUGUAGAUUUCUAUGAAUAUGCCUGUGGUAACUGGAAGAAUUAUUACAGUAUUCCUCCAGAUAGGUCAACUUACGAUAUAUUUGAAAUGGUACGAGAAAACCUCGAUCAAGCCCUGAAGAUGCUGCUAACAGAAAAGGCUGAAAAAUCAUCAAAAAAUCCGUAUUUUCUAACAAAAAGUUUCAUAGAAAAAGACUUCUUACCUCAUCAACCAACAGACGCAAUCGUUAAAGUUAGAUUAUUUUAUCAGUCGUGUAUGAACGAAAAUAUUCUGAAGAAAAGAGGGGACGAGCCUUUAAAGAAGAUUUUAAAAGAACUAGGAGGUUGGCCAAUAUUGGAAACAAAGUGGACAAAAAAUGAUUUUAAUAUAAUAUGGUUGUUGGCAACUUUAAGGAUGUUGAAUAAUGAUAUAUUGAUAGCCCAAUGGGUCGGGCCUGAUAUGAGGAACUCGAAGGAAUAUAUUGUGCACAUUGACCAGACUACUCUAGGACUGCCAUCCAGAGAAUACUAUUUGGAAGAAACCAACAUAAAAUACAUCCAGGCAUAUCGGAUCUUCAUCCUGACAGUAGCUGCUCUGAUGGGUGCUAACCCCAAAACAACUUCAAAAGACGUCGACGACAUCAUACAAUUCGAAAUGUCGUUGGCUAAAAUCAUGGCAUCUCCAGAAGAACGCAGAAAUAUCUCCGAAAUCUAUUUAAGAACUGACAUCGCAUCUUUGACGAUGUAUUUUCCGCAGUUUGAUUGGAAGACUUACUUCGAUUUGGUUCUAGGAAGUGAUAUUGAUCUGAUGACUCCAGUGGCAUGCUAUUGCGCGAAGUAUUUAAUGGAACUUAUCUAUUUGUUGAGCAACACUGAACCAAGGGUAUUGCAGAACUAUGUUUUGUGGAGAUUUGUGAGACACAGAACUAACAAUUUGGAUCAGAGAUUUUUAGAAGCUAAACAAAGAUUUUACUACAUAUUAUUCGGAAGAGAAAAAAGCCCACCACGAUGGCAAUUUUGCGUGACUCAAGUAAAUUCUAACAUGGGAAUGGCUCUAGGCUCAUUAUUUGUAAAAAAGUAUUUUGAUAUAAGCAGUAAAACGGAUACUAUCGAUAUGACCAGGAGGCUGCAGGAUGCUUUUAAAAUAACUUUGCAGGAAAAUACCUGGUUGGAUAAUAACACAAAAGAUUAUGCAAAAAUGAAACUAGACUAUAUGGAUUUAAAAAUCGGUUUUCCAGAUUUUAUUCUAAAUAAGACUCAGUUAGAUCUUCGAUACCAUGACGUGGAAGUUCACGAAGACUAUUUUUUCGAAAACGUUUUGACUUUUCUGAGACAUCUCACGAAGGUUGAACAAAGAAGAAUGGGGACACCAGUUAAUAGAACUCUUUGGAGUACACCUCCUGCUAUUGUUAAUGCAUAUUACAGUAGAAAUAAGAAUCAGAUCAUGUUUCCCGCAGGUAUGCUACAACCACCGUUUUACAAUAGACACUUUCCUAAAGCUCUCAACUUUGGUGGAAUCGGAGUAGUCAUUGGUCACGAAAUAACACACGGCUUUGAUGAUAAGGGCAGACUGUUUGACCACGAAGGCAAUCUACACAUGUGGUGGCGAGAAGUUUCUAUAGAAAAGUUUUACGAACGAUCGCAAUGUAUGAUUGAACAAUAUGGACAAUAUGUUCUGCCGGAAAUACAUAUUGCUCUAGAUGGGUAUGUAACACAAGGAGAAAAUAUCGCAGACAACGGUGGAUUAAAACAGGCUUUUCGUGCUUACGAAACUUGGUUAACGGAGCAUCCCGAAGUAGACGAAACCUUAGUCAAUCUAAACCUAACCAGUAGACAAUUAUUCUUUCUUAACUUUGCCCAAGUUUGGUGUGGCCAACAGAGAAUAGAAGCUGCAAAGAGUCGAAUAAAAACAUCAGUUCACGCUCCGGGAGUUUUUAGAGUUAUUGGAGCUCUGAGUAAUUCAGAAGAGUUUUCCAGAGUGUAUAUGUGUCCCAAGAAUAGUCCUAUGAAUCCUGAGUUUAAAUGUAUUAUAUGGUAGUUAUUAAUUAUUGUAUUAAA